Molecule: messenger RNA, 4390 nt
Organism: Dentiscutata heterogama
Lineage: Eukaryota; Fungi; Glomeromycota; Glomeromycetes; Diversisporales; Gigasporaceae
Source: the annotation of a GenBank genome assembly
AUGUCUAUAGUGGAUACACUUCCUCCGGCAAUUGUCGCGGUAGUCAGUAGUAUAUCUAUAAUUUUACAAACAAUUAAAAAUCGAAAAAAAUAUAUUGAAAUACCAUCAGACGAAGUUUCCGAUGAUAUAGUUGAUAAUGCGCGCUUUUCGACGAUAAAAAGGGACGUCUCCAAACUUGGGGUUACGAUAUUGCAGACUGGAUUAUUUGCUUUCUUGUUCUUUUGGAGAUUUAGAAAUGGGAAUAGUCUAAAUUUUGAUACGAUAAGUCCUGGGAUUCUUGCAAUUUGUUGGUUUUAUGCGCUUACAAUUUCAAUUAUUGCCUUGUCAUUGAGAUCGAGACAUUGGAGAUGGAUAUUAAAUGCAUAUUUGACUGCAUUUUUUUUUACCACCUCCCUAUGCUCACUUUGGCAACUUACAACAAUUGUAAAGUUAAGACUAAGUGAUUCUUAUCGCAUAGACGAAAUAAUCGAAAAAUUAAUUAUAAUAUGUAAUUUUAUUUUCUCUGUGGUGGCUACAUCUAUUGCUAUCACAACUCCGAGGGGUCCACCUGUACUUCAAAAUGGAAGAGCUGUUUGUGCAAUCCAGUAUUGUUCUAUAUGGGACUUUAUUACUUACUCUUCUGUUUCUAAAUUAAUUUACAAAAUUUACAAACAAAAGACUUUUGAUGAUGAUGAACUUGACUUACUUCCAUUUGUUUAUCAAGCUAGGUCAUUAUAUAAUGCUUUUAAAAAAACCAGAGGAAAUAGACUUUUGUAUCGAAUAAUAGUGGCUAAUAAACGUGUCAUAGGCUUACAACUUUUAUUCACAAUGAUGGGUGCUGCAUUAUAUUAUGCACCAAUGAUUUUUUUAUAUCGUUUUAUAUCAUUUAUUCAAACAAGACCUGAAAAUGGAUCUUUAGAGCUUGGAUUUAUAUAUGUAUUUGGAAUGUUUAUAUCAUAUAUUUUGUUACAUUUUACUGUUGCACAGAAUUGGUUUUGGGCCUCAAGUGUACUUAAUGUUAGCAUAAAAGGGAUGCUUAAUUCCGAAAUCUAUUCAAAAAGUUUAAAGCGAGUUGAUUCUCAUGUUUCGACUGUGAAAGAUGAAUCUAAUAAAUCUGAGGAUAAUUUAGACGUUGCCGACGAUGAUAAUUCAUCUGUUGGCAAGGUUACUAAUCUUAUGUCAAUUGAUACAAAUCGUGUUGGUGACUUCUCCGUAUGGUGGACAAGUGCAAUUGAUAGUCCGGUAGAAUUAGUAGUUGGUGUUUAUUUUUUGUAUCAAUUAUUGGGUGUGUCUUGUUUGCUCGGUUUGUCGGUUAUGGUAAUUACACUUCCAAUUAAUCAUCAAACGGCCAAGCUAUCUGCAAAAACUCAAGACAAACUGAUGAAUGCUAGAGAUCGUAGGGUGGGACUUAUGAAUGAAGUUUUGCAAGGCAUUCGUAUGAUUAAAUUCUUUUCCUGGGAAAAGAAUUGGGAAAAAAAAAUAUUGAAGGCUCGAAAGGUUGAACUUAAACAACUUCGAAAUAACUUUAUUUAUUUAUCCAUAUUUGAUCUAUUGUGGACUGCGUCACCUAUCUUUGUCACUAUUCUCAGUUUUUUCUUCUUCACAAAAAUUCAAGGAAAUGAGCUUACAGCUGCCAUUGCUUUUACUUCGAUAGCUAUUUUCAAUGAACUUCGAUUUGCCCUUAAUAUUCUGCCUGAAGUUUUUAUGGAAGGACUUCAAGCAUUGAUCAGCAUACAUAGAAUAGAAAAAUUUUUAGACGAAGAUGAGACCGAUAUUUCAUCUGAAAAUGAUUAUCAAUUUAUGACAUCAAUCUCCUUUGAAAAAGCAACUGUCUCAUGGAAUAAAGUUAAGGAAAAUAGCGAUGAGUUUACUAUGCAUGAUUUGGACUUGAAAUUUCCUGUGGGCGAAUUAAGCAUCAUUUGUGGACCAACCGGUCCAUAUUGUUUAACAUAUCCUGUUAAUAAUAAUAUCAAUGAAAACAACUGGAUUCUUUCGAAUUGUAUUGCUUUCGUUGCACAGCAAACAUGGCUUCAGAAUGCUUCUAUUCGUGAUAAUAUUCUUUUUGGUCUUCCUUACAAUGAAAGUCGUUAUAAUCAAGUUAUAAAAGUAUGCGAACUGGAAAAAGAUUUUCAGAUACUAGAAGAUGGAGACAUGACAGAAAUUGGUGAAAAAGGAAUUACACUAAGUGGUGCUGUCUAUUCGCGAGCAAAACAUAUAUACAUGGAUGACGUUUUCAGUGCUGUUGACGCACAUACUGCUUUUCAAUUGAUGAAUAAAUGUAUAUUAGGUCCUAUUAUGAAGGGACGUACCCGGAUUCUUGUAACGCAUCAUGUCAGACUCUGUUCGGCUGAUGCCGCUUAUUUGGUUGCCGUCGACAAUGGAAAAGUUGUUACGUCGGGUACGAUUUCAGAAUUACGUAACUCAGGAAUAUUGGCCUCGAUCCUUGAUGAGAAUGAUAGACAAUCAGAAUUAGUGAAUUCCGUUGAAUUAGCCGCAGAAAAUGCUGUCGAUGCCAGUAAAGUCUCCGAGCAGUUAACCUCAUCUUCAUCCAAUUUUGGUCACAGUACCGAUUUAUCAACUGCUUCUGAUGCAACUCUCGUCGAGAAUGUCAUUAGGGCGAAUGAUGAUUCACAACCAACAAAAAAAGUCUCCAAACCAAAAGUGCUUAUCGAAGAAGAAGCGCGACCAACUGGCAUGGUUAAGUUUAAGAUUUACAAGUCAUAUUUUCGUGCAAAUGGAAAUAUACUUUAUUGGUUGAUUGUUGCUGUAUUUUUUAUUGGCACCAGAGGAAUAACGAUAAUGGAAAAUUGGUGGCUUCAAGUUUGGUCAAAUGCCAACAGCAAUAACGAGACAAUUCCAACAAUUUUCAAUUUUGUUCAACAAAAUAAUUUAAUCAUGGUUAAUGGAAUAUUCGACGAUAUUCAUAAGCCACAUAGUGUUGAUUAUUAUUUAAAUAUAUACGUGAUGAUUACAAUUUUGUCUAUUAUCGUUGGUGUUUCGCGCUUUGUUUGUCUUUAUUAUGGAUCUUUGAGAGCGUCUAAAAAACUUUAUCAAAAACUACUUCAUCAAGUUAUUCGCGCCCCAUUAAGAUUUUUUGAUACAACCCCAGUUGGGAGAAUUCUUAAUAGGUUCAGCAAGGAUUUUGAAACAAUUGAUAGUACUUUAGCAGGCGAACUUUCAUGGUUUUUGGUCAAUGCACUCAUGAUGUUGGGUACUUUGGUUGUUGUAACGGUCAUUACAAAAGGUAUUAUUUAUACAAUUGUUGGUGUACUAUACUCGAAGGCAUCUCGGGAACUCAAGAGGAUGGAUUCUGUAUCAAGAUCCCCGCUCUAUUCUCAUUUCACUGAAACUCUAAUUGGCAUAACAACAAUCAGAGCUUUCGGUGCAUCAAAGCGGUUCAUGCAAGAAAUGCUAAUAAAAAUAGAUAACAACAGUCGCCCAUUCUUUCAUGUAUGGCUAAUAAAUCGUUGGCUUUCAAUUCGUUUCAACAUUACUGGUUCAUUUGUUUCAUUUUUAGCCGGUACUUUCAUUCUAUGGAAUAUUGACCGAAUUGAUGCUGGUUUAGCUGGUUUGUCCUUGUCGUUUGCAAUGAGUUUUACAGAGCAAAUAAUGUGGACUGUUAGAAAAUAUACUUCUCUUGAAAUGAGUUUGAAUGCUGUUGAAAGAGUAUGUGAGUUUUCUGAAAUUCCUCAAGAAGCUCCAGCUAUAAUCGAACCGAGACCACCUGCUUGCUGGCCACAUAGUGGUGCAAUUAAGGUAGAAAACUUGGAAGUUAAAUAUGCACCCGAUCUAGAAUCAGUACUACAUCACAUUUCAUUCAGUAUUGAAGGUCAAGAAAAAAUAGGACUUGUUGGACGUACCGGGUCUGGAAAGUCAACAAUAGCAUUGGCAUUGUUUCGAUUCGUGGAACCAUCGGAUGGAAGAAUUUUAGUUGAUGAAAUCGAUAUUUCAUCGGUCGGUGUUGAAGAUCUUCGAUCGAGAAUAACUAUAAUUCCACAAGAUCCAAUAUUAUUUACAGGUACUAUACGGUCAAACCUUGACGCGUUUUCUCAAUAUGAUGAUAGUGAAAUAUUGGAAUCUCUGCAACGUGUUCAUUUAAUUCCUUCUGAAGAGAAUGCGGAUGCUGCCUCAUUUUCAGGUGAUAAUAUCAAUUUAUUUAAAAAUUUGGAUACACCUGUAAGUGAAGGCGGAAAAAAUUUUAGUCAAGGCCAAAGACAAUUAUUGUGUCUGGCUCGAGCUUUGUUGAGAAGUUCAAAGAUCAUAUUGAUGGAUGAAGCCACAGCGAGCAUUGAUUUUGCUAUGGAUGAAAAAAUUCAAAAAAUGAUAAGAACUGAAUUUGCUGACUGUACUAUAUUAUGUAUUGCACAUCGGUUACGUACUGUUAUUGAUUAUGAUAGGAUACUAGUUAUUG